Sclerotinia sclerotiorum 1980 UF-70 is the source of this 1155-nucleotide messenger RNA. RefSeq lists its product as hypothetical. NCBI's taxonomy places the organism in Eukaryota, Fungi, Ascomycota, Leotiomycetes, Helotiales, Sclerotiniaceae. The record is from RefSeq and is a predicted model, not a curated record. Gene Ontology annotation, molecular function: hydrolase activity, acting on ester bonds. The transcript has a single exon. The coding region runs from base 1 to 1155 and encodes 384 amino acids.
AUGGCCGAAAAUGACGACUUCCCUUGGCAUAUUGGUGUUUAUGAUGCCCAUUGCCAUCCAACAGAUACCAUGGAUUCUGUCCAAUCUAUGCCUUCAAUGAAGUCAAGGGUUCUUACUGUCAUGGCGACUAGAGCACAAGAUCAAGAGCUCGUUGCCCAAGUGGCUGAUAUUUAUGGCCUGAAAAAACUGCAAUCCAACAAUCAUCCAAAUACGGAAUGCAUGAUCCCUUGUUUUGGGUGGCAUCCUUGGUUCUCAUACCAAAUUUUCGAUGACACCGAAGACUCGCUUGAUUCAUCUCUGCUUAAUACAGAAAAAUUUAAGAUUGAUCACUAUGAAAAGGUCCUGACGCCAAAACCAGACGACAAACAACUUCUGGUAUCAUUACCACCUCCUCGAUCACUCAGGCAAUUUCUUCGUCAAACGAAAGAGUAUCUUUUGAGGUAUCCGUUAGCAUUAGUAGGGGAGGUUGGCCUAGACAAGCAAUUUCGCUUGCCCGCAGAGUGGUCUGAGGAUGCCGAAGAGUCUCGAGAUGCAGGCCUCACCUCUGGUGGAAGAGAAGGUCGACGUCUUACGCCAUACAGAGUCCAGAUGGACCAUCAAAAGGUGAUUCUUAAGGCGCAGUUGAAGCUUGCAGGUGAAAUGCAGCGAUCUGUAUCUGUCCAUGGUGUGCAAGCCCAUGGUGUCCUAUUUGACACGUUGCAGGAAACUUGGAAGGGCCAUGAGCGAAAGGUCCUUAGCAAACGAGAGAAGAAAAAGACUGCUGAGGUAGCAUCCCCGUUAGAUGGAACGGAUGAUGAGGAGGAUACAAAAGAUGAGAUAUUGAACCCAUUUCCUCCGCGUAUUUGCCUCCAUUCAUAUUCUGGACCUCCAGAUACCCUUAAACAAUACUAUCACCCUUCAGUUCCCGCUGAGAUAUAUUUUUCGUUCUCAGCAGCCAUCAAUAUGUCCUCACCAGCUAGUGCUAAAGCAAUUGAAGUCAUUAAAGCUGUGCCCGGUGACCGCGUUCUCGUUGAGAGUGACCUCCACAUUGCCGGUGAAAAAAUGGAUAAUAUGCUAGAGGACAUGUGUCGGAAGAUCUGUGAGAUUAAAGGCUGGGGCCUUGUAGAUGGUGUGACUAGAUUGGCAGAAAAUUGGAAGCAUUUCGUGCUUGCUUGA